UUUAUCUUUUUUCGUUCUGUUGUCUCCGAAUGACAUGUAAACAAAUUAUCGCUACUUAAAAUGCAAUUUGUAAAUAGAUAGUUUCUUAUCGGAUCUUUAUCCCAUAAAUCCAAGGUUCUCGAAGAAAAAAACCUCUUCGGUAUCCCGUUGCUGGCAGUAUAAAGAUAAAACGUUGUAGGUUUGCCAGUAAUUGGCAAUGUUCAGCAAUAUCGAAAAGUGCAAUAUGGAGCAGACAACGCAAACAAAAAACAGUUCCGAAUCCGAACUUCGGGAAGACGUGUAAGGAAAACUGACGAAUGGCCCAACGAUAACCCAGAGACCUACUGUCGAUUGUGUUUCUCCGAAACCAAUGUUCAUCCGCUCUUCCCACAGAACGGGGGACUGAUACGUGAAAUGACCGAAAAGAUACGGACCUGCGCCGGUAUACAUAUUAGUGUGCGGGACGACUAUCCAGCCGGACUAUGUUUUGCGUGCCUGUCGAUAUUAGAUGAGAUUCAUCAGUUUCAACAACGAAGUAAACAUUGUGACGAAAUCAUUCGUACCAAGCGCGGUCUGCUGGAGCAGAUUACAGUGAAAGUAGAAAUGACGGAAGAAGAUGGUGUACAUUUUAUCCCCCCUGGCGGAGGAAGCUGCACCGGCCUAGGAGCUAGUGAAGACUACGCAAAUGAUGAUUGUCUUACGGAGAGCAGUAUUAUUGCAGAAGCUAUAACUAGUUUGAAUGGAAUUGGAGAGCUAAUGGGAGAAUUUCACAGCAGUACCGACUCGACGUCUACGCCACAUUUGUUGAAAACCGAAUUAGAGGCUACCAGUGGGGGUAAGGAUCACCGUUGCAUGGUCUGUAGCAAACUUUUUCCUGACCGUGAGACUUGGAUGAUCCAUUUAGGCGAACAUGCGGAUGAACGACCAUACCAGUGCAUUGAAUGCUUGGCUCAGUUUCGCGAAAAACGAUCACUUGCAAGGCACAUGAAGGCAGUCCACGAAGAAGUGCGUGAUCGUCAGUGUCCAUACUGCCCUAAGUCAUUUAAAUACAGUCAUCAUCUGCGGUAUCAUAUACGAACGCACACCGGCGAAAAGCCGUAUGUGUGUGAAAUCUGUAACGAUUGCUUCUCACAGCAUAUACAAUGGAAACGACAUAUGUUAAAACAUCAGCAAAUUCGCAAACCUCCACCACCAAUUACUAUUACACCUCGAAAUAUACCAGUAGAGGAACCAAAAACAAUCAAAUGUGAAUUUUGCCCGCGUGUCUUUUCCCGAUUGCAAGACUAUCGACGACAUCAGCCAAGUCACAAUGCACACAACCUUAAUCUAAGCUCUUUGCAGCACCACGCACAACUUCAUCAUUUUCAGCAACAGCAACAGCAUCAUCCACUGCCGCAACAACCAACUUUGCAUCAACAUGACUUAACUCUGCAGCACCAUCAGCAUGCUAACCAUAUACAGCACGACAACGUUUCACAACAGCUAGGUACGCAAUUACCUCUGCGAGAGUAAUCAUAUCUAAGAUAUUCAAUGUUAUCGUGAGAAUGUCAUUUGGUUCACGAAAUGAUGGCAGAUAAGUGAUGGUUGCUAGGUCUCGAUAAAAUUAGACAAAUAAUAUAAUAAAGGUAAUAUAUUUCACAUUUUCAAUGAGGAUAUGCUGAUAAACACCAUUAAUAAAAUAAUAAAAAAAUAGUAUAUAUUUUUUUCAAA
Messenger RNA from Anopheles gambiae (African malaria mosquito), 1689 nucleotides. Its product is annotated as zinc finger protein 570. Lineage: Eukaryota; Metazoa; Arthropoda; Insecta; Diptera; Culicidae. Gene Ontology annotation, molecular function: zinc ion binding. The transcript is spliced from 2 exons. The record is from RefSeq and is a predicted model, not a curated record. Gene Ontology annotation, cellular component: nucleus. Bases 394 to 1491 code for a protein of 365 amino acids.